Molecule: messenger RNA, 714 nt
Organism: Colletotrichum paranaense
Lineage: Eukaryota; Fungi; Ascomycota; Sordariomycetes; Glomerellales; Glomerellaceae
Exons: 2
Coding region: 1-714 (237 amino acids)
Source: RefSeq, a predicted model, not a curated record
AUGAUGAUGGUCUCCCGCAUCGUCUUCCAGGCAAUCCUCGCCUUGGGUAUUUAUUCCCUGGCUACUUUCGCCCUGGCCGAGGACCUAACUAUCACAAAGGCUGAAACCUUCCCGGUCAUCGCCAUCGAGGCCGGUCUUACCGCUCGCGAUGACACGAUCGCCCCUCACGACUGCGGCGAUAUUCUCAGGCGCGGCAUCACCCCUCAGAUCGACUGCUCCUACUCGGAAGAGAACUGUGGUUUCCAGGACGACAUUGAAUACAUCAUCCGCAUCAAGCCUAUUGGCAAGGUCAGCACCCACUGGUGCGGCAUGAUGCGGGCGCAGGUUGCAAAGGAGACCAAUUCCUAUAUCGAGGAGAUUGUGAUGAAGAAGUGCGACCGCACUUACGAGGCCAACGAGAAUGGCAAUGGCAUGUGGCUUGUCCUCAACAUUCAGCACAUCCACUUUCUCGGUGAUCGGCGCCCUGAUGUCGAGCGUGCUAUCAGGAACACCAUGUGCCCUGGUGGUCCAAAGCUGGACUAUUGGUUCAAUGAGGGUUGCUACCGCUCCAGUAUCUGUAGCAAGCGCUACUGGAAUGUCGAUAAGCGUCGCAGCUUGCCUGACGCCCUCGAGCAGAUCUCUUACCCCAAAGGACGUGAUGUCCUCAAGGUCCGCCCCGAGAUCGAGAAGCCUGUCACCGCCCUAGCCGCUACCAAUGUUGUCGCCACCACUUAG